Messenger RNA from Oncorhynchus kisutch (coho salmon), 5361 nucleotides. RefSeq names its product vascular cell adhesion protein 1-like. The coding region runs from base 2108 to 3376 and encodes 422 amino acids. Gene Ontology annotation, molecular function: integrin binding. Lineage: Eukaryota; Metazoa; Chordata; Actinopteri; Salmoniformes; Salmonidae. The transcript has 6 exons. Gene Ontology annotation, biological process: cell-cell adhesion. Gene Ontology annotation, cellular component: membrane. The record is from RefSeq and is a predicted model, not a curated record.
AUCUUUGCUUUGACUCAAGUAUGACAAUUGGGUACUUUUUCCAUCACUGGUUUGAUUCAGUCAUGUUUCAGUUUAACAGUUUCCUCUUUGCACAGCAUCAGGGUAGGGUUUGAAUUUCCUCUUUGAAACACUUGCUUCACACAGUAAGCUCUCUGCCUGAGAUACACUAACUGGCACUAGCACAGCGUUAGGACCGAGCCUGGACCAACGGGUGGACCAUCAGUCAGGGCAUCCUGUCUUACAACAUCACCCUCACCUUGCUCAGCAUGGGGUACCAGAGAACUACCAUGAUCUCACUCCAGAGGAUGUUGGGCCUCAUGCUCAUGCUGUUACAUGGAGGUGAGUGGUUAAUUUGUUCCAUACUUAUCUAUUAAUAUCUAUUGUUGUGAUCGCUGUGUGGAUUAUGAUGUUUAUGUUGACUGUAGUUUAUCAUAUAGUUAUUAUCUACUCUGGUGAUAUAGUAGUUUGCUGUCUCCCAGGGUGGUACUUAAACAUGUGCUCGCCUCCCGCUAACAAAACUUGAACGGAAGUUGAUUGUUGACAAAGGAAAUUAGGUUUAACCCCACAAUGGCCAAUUUGAAGACUAAUAUUUGAGAGCAAUUAAAGUCAAGAAAUUUUUGUAUUCAAUGAACAAUAAAAAAGUUAUAUUGAUAUGUUGCAAUAAUGCAAGAAGGUAACAGUCAUCAGUAGACAGGGCCCUGAGUUUUUCCUGAUCAGGUCACAUGGAUAGAAACAACUCAGGACCCUAAUUAAAGGAUACAAUUAUAUAAUGACAUGAAAUCACAAGAAACACACACUCACUCAGGUACUACUCAGACACUGUUGAUGUUGUUGAGUGAUAUGUCAGUGUCUAAAUGGGUGGGGUGGGUGUGAAUUUCCAUGUGGUGUAACAUUGUGAGCAACAUAUAUGACUGCUGAUGGUGGGUGUGGUGCUUGAUUGUUAGUAUGGGUGUUUGGCUAGUAUGUGCUAACCUAUUGUCACGACUUCCGCCGAAGUCGGUCCCUCUCCUUGUUCAGGCGGCGUUCGGCGGUCGACGUCACCGGCCUUCUAGCCAUCGCCGAUCCACUUUUAAUUUACCAUUUGUUUUGUCUUUGUUUUACACACCUGGUUUCAAUCCCCCCCAAUUACUUGUUUAUUAUUUAACACUCUGUUCCCCCAUGGUUUUUGUGAGUGAUUGUUUGUAUGUAUACAGUCCGUUAUUGUGGGCUAGUUUAUUGAGUUGUAUUUAAUGAUUCAUUGAGUAAAUUACGUUCCUUACUCAUAUCUGCUGUCCUGCGCCUGACUCCUCCACACCAGCUACACACAGGCCGAUUACACCUAUAUAAACUCCAUAUUUGACAGAAGCACCAUUGUCAAGUUUGUAAUGCAUAGGGAUGGACUAUGUGCUUUACAGUGCUCUAUUAAGCAAUUGUUGUUCCAUGAUAUACUGUACUUACACAAUAGGAAAUGCGUCUGAAUAUUUUGGGCAAGGUGAUUCCCCUUUCAGCAUGUUUCAGAAGGGAUGAGAUCAUCAACAACCUAAUGUAAUAUUUUCAUGAGAAAUUUAAAUGUUUGAGUAACCAAUUAUCAGCCAUUUAAUAUAAUGUGUCUCAGAGUUCACCCGUACUGCAGUUUCCAGGAAAGGUCAUUGUGAAAUCCAACUAAAGACACCAGCCACUCUGACUUUAUCACCAGCUGUAGAUGAAGCCGGUCUUCCUGACAUCAACCCCCUGACUCUGGAGCCUCCAGUGGUGGUGGUGAGACACGGGAAUCCACUGGAGGUCAACCGCAGCACAUUGUUCAAUACCCACCUAGGGAUGCACUGGGUCUCUACAGAAGGAAAUACAAGCUUGGAGAAAAAUAGCCUGUUUGUCACCUGGAACAUGGCUGUGGUGGACUUGGGUACACAGGCUCGGUGCAACAUAAAGUUGAAUGGGAGUCUCCUAUGCAGUCAAGACCUUACUCUCACUGUGUACAGGAAGUGUGUCCCAUUGAAUAUGAGUAGGUUCAUUAGGAAAACAUCACCGUUUAAUAUUUAAAAAAUGUUGUUUUUUUCUGUACAAUAGUGAAGUCCACUAUACAAUUAACACAUACAAGUAGGAAGUGUAAAGGAGAAAUGAAAAAUAUAUGUGGAAAACAAUUAUUAAAAAAAAUAUUUAUAUCACAAAGAUUCCAGACAGCGUCUCCAUCUCUGUUCUGAACCACUCUGGUCCCAUGGUGGAGGGGACACAGUACCAGCUGCAGUGUGACAUCCAGAACAUCGCUCCUCUACAGAACCUGGUUGUGAAGUGGUACAAAGGGAAUGAACCCUUAGAUAAUGUAACUUACAGUACUGUCAGUAAGACACCAGUGGAUGUGUCAGAUACUCUGAUGAUCAGCCUCCGUAGAGAUGAUGAUGGAGCUCAGUAUAGAUGUAGAGCAGAACUGGACCUGGGACCAGAGGGACCACAACCCCAUCCUACAGUGACAUCAGAACCUCUCAACAUUACUGUGCACUACGCUCCUGAGUUCCUUCCAGGAAAUGACACAGUGGAGGUGAGUGCAGGCAGUGAUGUGUCUCUGAACUGCAGUGCUGAGGGGAACCCUUCUCCCGAGCUGAAGUGGACCAACAACACUGCAGAGGGAAAUGCCAAUGAGACCACUGUAGGGCGCCUGCGUACUCUCAAUAUCUCCAGAGUAACAGCUAAUGCAACUUACAACUGCACAGUCACAAAUAGACUGGGCUCCAUCACCAAGCAGAUACAUGUCCUAGUAGAUGUACCUCCACAACAACAGCCAAAGAUGUUCUCCACAGCACCCUCAACUCCAGGAACUAUGACCACCCUCCCAGCAACAGCCAAGCCAAAGGUAGUUACCUUCCCUCUUGAGCUCAACCCUCCCAGAGUGGUGGUGAGAUAUGGAGACUCAGUGUCAGGCAACUGCAGCACAUCAUCCACAGACCAUGAUGGGAUGGGCUGGGAGGACACAUUCGGAGGUACAAGUUUUGAACAAGAUGUCAACAUUGUCACCUGGACUGUGGAUAACCUUACUGAUUGGACAAUAGAACCUACAUGCUACAUCAUUCUCAUUGACAGCAAACAACCCUCAAAAGUACUUCCAGUCAUUCUCUACAACACUCCAGACAGCGUCUCCAUCUCUGUUCUGAGACACUCUGGUCCCAUGGUGGAGGGGACACAGUACCAGCUGCAGUGUGACAUCCAGAACAUCGCUCCUCUACAGAACCUGGUUGUGAAGUGGUACAAAGGGAAUGAACCCUUAGAUAAUGUAACUUACAGUACUGUCAGUAAGACACCAGUGAAUGUGUCAGAUACUCUGAUGAUCAGCCCCAGUAGAGAUGAUGAUGUAGAUCUGGACCUGGGACCAGAGGGACCACAACCCCAUCCUACAGUGACAUAGGAACCUCUCAACAUUACUGUGCACUUUCCUUCUAGGGAAUGACACAGUGGUGAGUGCAGACAAUAAUGUGUCUCUGAACUGCAGUGCUGAGGGGAACCCUUCUCCUGAGAUGAAGUGGAACUACACCGCUGCGCGCAAUGUGAAGUUGUCCACUGAGGGGCGCCAGAGGACUAUUAGAAUCACCACAGCCACGUCUACCAACGCUGGGAUCUACAUCUGCACUGCCACGAAUAGAGUUGGGACAGCCACCAGAACAACAACAGUAACUCUGAAAGAUGACCCCAUAAUUAUAAUUAUUGUAAUGAUUACAUGAGUUAUCCUGGUCAGUACCCUGAUACUCCUGAAAGUCUUCUGUAUGUUGAGGAAAAGACAAGGAUAUUAUAAUUUCAUAACAAUCAACACCACAGACGUCAACCAGCCAAACAACGUUCCAAUGAUGCCACUGUCUACAACAUGGGUAGGCAAAUCUGAUCCAGGGGGGUAUCCUACGAAGGUUUGAGGAGUUACCUAGGUAAAUUAGUUCAACUCGGGACAGCCAUUCAUAGGAAAGUGUCUCACCCUUUAGCCAGGUACAUUUCAGAACUAAUCUGCUCCUGAGCAGGCUAACUCCAGCCCAGUAGAGGCUACUGAGGGGAGGACGGCCCAUGAUAAUGGCUGGAACGGAGCGUGGAUGCCAUUCCACUGAUUGCGCUCCAGCCAUUUACCACAAGCCCGUCUUCCCCAAUUAAGGUGCCACAACCUCCUGUGAACUCCACUUACACUGAAUGAAACGACUGAGGCACGAGUUGAGGACCAAUGAAAUAAGAAUCCCUCCCGCUUAUAAAGAUUACGUCAACAUCCACUUCGUUUUAGGAUGACAAUCUUUUAUUCAUGAAAAGUUUUUUUUUGAAUGUACUUUAAACUUCACGCAGUAACACUUUUGUAUGACAUGAAAAUAAUUUGGUCUACAAGCAACAAUGGGAUUUAAUAAAUCAAAUCGUUAAAAAUAAAUUUCAUCCACAUCAUUGAACAAUUCAUUCUGAAUGAAAAGCUAAAUAUAAUUUUUUCAAACAACAAUGAGACUGCGUGAUCAGCAAAAAAAAUAUUUAAAAUGUAAGAUUAAGGUGGGGAUUCAAUCGGACUAGUGUAUUUUCCUUGAUUUUGAAUGUGACUUUGAGUAACAAAUCUAUGUGUGUUUACUGCUAAUGUACUUGUAUUGGAUUUGGAGUCAAUGUCAACUAUGUGUAGACUAGACACAUAGGGCUGCAACUUUGGUGGGGAGACAUAAAAACAUAUAUUUUUUUAAAUAUCCAGGUGGAUAAACACGCCAAACAGCCUAUGCGACCGCUCGGAGACAUCUGCAUGUCUUAAAGCACACCGUUGCCUCGUUUUGUAUCACAUUCCAAUGAUUUGCCAGGUCGCAAUUGUAAAUGAGAACUUGUUCUCAACUUGCCUACCUGGUUAAAUAAAGGUAAAAUAAAAAAUAAAAAAUAAACUGUGGGGGACAAAAAAUGCAAUUUCAGAAUGUGGGGGGGACAUGCCCCCAGUGAAAGUUGCGCCCCUGCUAGGAAUUACACUGCAUAAGAAAAUAACAAAAGGAAAUGUAUUACUGCCAUGUGUUGGCUGCCCUCUUGAACAAAUAGUGUUGUAAAAUUUGAGGAUUUAUGUAAGUAUGAAGUAGCUAUGUGUGUGUGUGCUUACCUCAAUACAUAGGCCUUGAUUCAGUGGUACAGUUGGUUGAAUUGUGUUUAAACAAUCUUAACUAUGAGCUUUUUGUGUGACUAGCGUUUUUUUUAAGCUUUUAGAUUUAGAUUUUUGGCUAUUCAAUUGUCUUGCAUCUGUCAUCAUACAAAGGAAUAUAAUAAGAAUGUUCAUAUUUCUAUAUCAAUGCUUAAUUGUAUUGCUUGCUGUAGUCUAAUUACAGUAGAAUCUGAACAUUCAUUUUCCUUGAACUAUUUUCAAAACUGUUUUUAAAAGUAAAUAAACGAGCGUCACUGCUUAUGACA